Olea europaea var. sylvestris is the source of this 1245-nucleotide messenger RNA. RefSeq names its product membrane-anchored ubiquitin-fold protein 6-like. NCBI's taxonomy places the organism in Eukaryota, Viridiplantae, Streptophyta, Magnoliopsida, Lamiales, Oleaceae. Gene Ontology annotation, molecular function: protein binding. The transcript has 3 exons. The record is from RefSeq and is a predicted model, not a curated record. The coding region runs from base 498 to 854 and encodes 118 amino acids.
UCCAGACUGAUUCAAGAAAAAGAAUCUUGCUUGGAAACCUUCCAUUUUGGCAGUCGUAAAUUUGUAUUUCUUUAAGGAAAAGAAAAAUCCCACAUCAAUAAAAUAUUCAAAGCACAAUAAAGUUUCUCAUUCUUGCAGCUGACAAGUAUUCAAUUCAAUCAUCAACCCAUUUGCAUUACCGUUUCGUGCAAAGAGAAUUCGAACUCUAAAGUUCUCAUAAAUUUAUUCCUUUUCAUAAAUUAAUUGCAAAUCUUGUAAGUUUUGAUCUUGAUUCUUGAGGAUCUGUACCCGAAAUGGAGAAUAGGAGAUUUGAAUUUCUGUACAUUUCUUGAUUGAUCUGGGUUAUUUAGUUUUUAGCCUUAAUUUUUUGUUUUGAAGGAGUUGUUGUUUAUUGAACAACAAAAGGGGUGGAUUUUUUAAGUCUAAUGUGAUGCUGCAAUUGAAUUGACUUGUGGGUUUACAAGAAAUUUGGAUUAUCUAUUAUUGUAAGAUUGUUAAUGGCCGUGGAAGAAUUGGUCGAGCUCAAAUUCAGGCUUGCUGAUGGCAGUGAUAUUGGACCAAUCAAAUACAGUUCCAGUACAACUGUGGGAUUUCUCAAAGAAAAGAUAAUCGCACAAUGGCCCAAAGACAAAGAAAAUGGACCAAAAUCCAUAAAUGAUUUAAAGCUUAUUAAUGCCGGAAAGAUACUCGAAAACAACAGAACACUUAUGGAAUCACGAUUGCCACUCACUGAAGUUCCUGGAGGUGUCAUCACUAUGCAUGUUGUUGUGCGUCCUCUUCAUCUGGACAAAAAUACUGAUAAACAGGACGAUGAUACCAUGAAAAAAGGCGGAUGUUCGUGCUCUAUCUUGUGAGUGACCUGACAAAUCUGUGCUUCCCAAGUUGUUUGCAUUAGAGGUAGCUGGAUUGCAUGUAGGAGUAUUGCACCUGUUAAUAGAUUCAAAGAAGCUGAGACGCCAAGUUUACCUGUUCCGUUUCCAUUGUUAUGCCGGUUCAGUGCUUUCCCAUUGUUUAUGCCUAAUUGUAGAGUGUAAUGCAGUUGCUUUUUGAGUUCUUAUUAUGCAUUGGUUUCAUAGGAAGUCGAUAUGCAGAUGAGCAUUUGCAGAACUCAAUACGUAAAGGAGCAAAAGCAAAGUGUAUUGCUUCACAAUUGGGUUGUAUCGUAUUGUAUUGUUUCUAAUGGAUUUCUUGAAAAUAGAUGAUACAGAACUUGUUACAUGGUAUAUUUGAUUUGUAACUUGUUUU